Oldenlandia corymbosa var. corymbosa is the source of this 1557-nucleotide messenger RNA. The record is from the annotation of a GenBank genome assembly. NCBI's taxonomy places the organism in Eukaryota, Viridiplantae, Streptophyta, Magnoliopsida, Gentianales, Rubiaceae.
AUGGCGGCCAAGUCGAAGCGACACUCCCAUUCCCCCUUCACCAUGAUCUCCUCAUUCUUCUUCCCCAGAGGCGGCGAUUCCCAUCUCUGCUUCCUCGCCCUUUUCUCUAUCCUCUCCCUUCUCCUCCACCACCUCACCGUCUCCGCUUCCGCCGCCGCCGGCAAUCCUUCUCAGCCUCACUUCGAAGGCUUCGAUGCCGAAGAAGACGACGACGAACAGCUCUCCUUCGCCAACGAUCUCCCUCUUCGUUCUUCCCCUCCUCCCAUCACUCUCACCUCCCCUUCCGACCCCACUGAAUCUCACCACGGUCCGCCGGAGACUAACGCGGAUGUAGAUUCCGUUCCCGAUUCCGAGGAUUCAUCUUCUCCCGCCUCCGAUGUGAAGAAACCCUCGAGUUCUUUUGAGUUCUGGGACGAGGAUGAAUUCGAAGGCUUUCCAGUACAUGUCCCAGCUUCGGAGGACGCUGAAUCGGAGAGCUCAGGUACUCCCGCCGGCUCCGAUCCGAAGGUGGAGACGGAACCUGAAUCUCGACCUGAGGAUUCUGUUGUGCCUCCUAGAACAAUUAAGUCCUUCACUGUUGAAAUUGUCUGUGGAUCGUUCCUAAUUGUGUUUAUUAUUAAUUAUUUUACCGGGAAGAAGGAGAAUGAGAAUAUAGCUUUGGCUUGGGUGAUGAAAUUCGCCUCCAAAGACUCCAUUUUUGACCGGAAUUUUAGUUUGUUAGGCGUCGGGGAGACCGAUGAUUCACCUCUGUUGCUUAAAGAAGGGCAGAAUAUGUUCAAGUUUUACGCCAGCGGGCGGAGAUUUUGCCAGGGAAUGUUGGCUACAUUGGAGUUGAAGAGCAGGCAUGAUUUGAUAUCCAGGUUGUACAAUAUGGUGGUGCCCUGUAAGGAUGAGAUGACUUUCGAGGUGUACAUGAACGAUGAUGGCAUGGAUCAGGUGGUUUUUGCUGUGGCAAGGAAGAAGCUCGCCAAAUCAAUGCAUAAAGAGGAAAGAGAUUUGCAGAGGUUUGCUAGUUUGGUGGCGCCUCCUACUGGAAGGAAGUGGCUGGCUGAGGAGUUGGCUGUUGUCUCUGAAUCUAAGGAGGUUGCUGGGGAUUUAAUUACUGAGAUCGCACUUGAGAAAGUAUUUGGUGACAAAACAUUUGAAAAGUUCGGGAAGAAUUUCAUCUCGCUGCAUUUCUCAGAUCAACAUUUGGGUUCGCACAAGAAGAUGCUAGUAUUCAAGUUUGCUCUGCCUGAUGCCAAAAAUAUGGCUGACAUGUCCCGUUUAGUGGCUCUUAUCCCGUAUUACAUUGACUUAAUUGGCCGAUACAAACUGAGUUCUCAUGCUCGCUCUAAAACAGAAGCAGCCCGGCUGAAGGUGGCUCAAGAGAUGUACAAGGAACUUCAGAAUGCUAGGCAAGAAGCUUUGCAGAAGAAGAAAGCUGAUCAGAGGAAGAAAUUGGAGGAGGCUGAAGCCAAACUUAGUGCCGAGGCUCUUCGCAAGAAAGAGGCAAAAGAACGUGCCCGUCAGAUGAAAAAGGCAAUGCCAAAGAUGAAGAUGAGCAAGGCACAUUAG